CAGGCCAGCCCACCCAGCUUGACACAACAACACAAACGCCAUCUUUAGCUGACAAGCAAACUACCGAAGCAGCAGAGUUGUGAAGAGAAACUAGGUCAGGCGCUCGGAACACGAAAGGACUUUUGAAAAACCUCCUCGAAUAAGCUUGUAAUCAGUGUCUGCUAACCUCCCGACACCCCGUGCUGUCCUAUGGUCCAAUGUGUUUGAUCGGUAGGCCAGCUCGAACGCAGUUUUCUUGUGUCGGUCCCGGUUGAUGUUGAGUAAGCGUUUUUUCUGACAAACAUCCGACGAAGGCGAACGCCAGGAUGAAACGAGUUCUCCAAGGGAAUGAGCAGGAGGAAGGAGGUGGCACCAGCGGUGGGUCUCAGAAGACUCUUAAACGGCCCUGCAAGCAGAGGAGGGAGAAAGAUUUGGAGGAGGAGGGUGCCCGCUGGGAAUGUCUGCCUCAGGAGAUCCUGCUCCACAUCUUCCAGUACUUGCCUCUACUGGACAGGGCUUAUGCCUCUCAGGUGUGUCGAGGUUGGAACCAGGCUUUUCACAUGCCAGAGCUGUGGCGGUGUUUUGAGUUUGAGUUAAACCAGCCAGCCAGCUCGUACCUGAAGGCCACACACCCAGACCUCAUCAAACAGAUAAUCAAAAGGCACUCCAACCACCUGCAAUAUGUCAGCUUCAAGGUGGACAGCAGCAGAGAGUCUGCGGAGGCAGCGUGCGACAUCCUCUCUCAGCUCGUGAAUUGUUCUUUGAAAACAUUGGGGCUCAUCUCCACAGCUCGGCCCAGUUUCAUGGAGCUGCCCAAAUCUCACUUCAUCUCAGCACUGACAGUGGUUUUUGUCAACUCCAAAUCCUUGUCCUCACUGAAGAUUGAUGAUACACCGGUUGACGACCCCUCCCUCAAAGUCCUGGUGGCUAAUAACAGCGACACACUCAAACUGCUGAAAAUGAGCAGCUGCCCUCACGUUUCACCUGCAGGCAUCCUGUGUGUGGCCGAUCAAUGCCAUGGCCUCAGAGAACUGGCUCUCAACUACCAUUUGUUGAGUGAUGAACUUCUCAUCGCCCUGUCCUCAGAGAAGCACGUUCACCUCGAGCACCUUCGCAUUGACGUGGUUAGUGAGAAUCCUGGCCAACAUUUCCACACCAUCAAGAAGAGCAGCUGGGACGCCAUGGUGCGUCACUCUCCUAAAUUUAAUCUGGUCAUGUACUUCUUUCUCUAUGAGGAUGAGUUUGGCCCUUUCUUCCGUGACGAAAUCCCCGUUACGCAUUUAUACUUCGGCCGCUCUGUCAGUAAAGACGUCCUGGGGCGCGUUGGGCUCACCUGCCCGCGUCUGGUCGAGCUGGUGGUGUGCGCCAACGGGCUGCGGCCGCUGGAUGAAGAGCUGAUCCGCAUUGCCCAACGCUGCACGCAGCUGUCGGCCAUCGGCUUGGGAGAGUGUGAAGUGUCCUGCAGCGCCUUCGUGGAGUUUGUCAAGAUGUGUGGAGACAGACUGACACAGCUAUCCAUCAUGGAGGAAGUGCUGGUCCCAGAUCACCGCUAUGGGCUGGAUGAUAUCCACUGGGAAGUGUCAAAGCAUUUGGGUCGUGUUUGGUUCCCAGACAUGAUGCCUACCUGGUAGAGCUCUGGGAGAAGGUGUCAGUUUCUAUGAGUUUUAUAUAUAUGUGUGCGUGCGUGCGUGCGUGCGUGCCCUCAUCUUUCUCCUGCUUUUCAGAAAAGUCCUUUCACAAGCACCAUAUGUACGUCUCUUUGAGUUUUGAUAUGAUAAAACAUAUGUUUAUUGAUUUCAACUCUACCAUAUUGUUCUAUGUAUAAAAUUUUUAUAUUUAAAUGAAUAUUUAAGUCUAAAUAGUUUUUUCUUGUUGUCACAUUUAGCACCUUGUUCUCUGAGCCAUAUGUCUUGGGCAGUGAAACCCUGCAGAUCGGUUAUUUGUAGUUUAUUCAGGGGUGAUGCUUUACCAUGGGAAUUAAUAGGAAUGAUUGGGAAAGUUUGGGAGUUAUUUCAUCUACACAGGUUGUAAUUAGCGCAUUGUCUGCAGACAGAUUCAUAAACAUGUUUACCAUAUGACAAGUGGGCAUAAGUACAAAUCGUUCUAACUGAGACACUUUAUAGUAACGUAUAGAAUAAAUUCAACAGAUUGUCAUCAUCACACUGCAGAAUGGCUUUUAGGUCAGGCAUUGUGGUAGUCUUCACGUGUGAUGGAAAGAUGCACAUUAGAUGGGGAUGGUCACCGUUAUAAGCUAAUAUGUUUUGUUGAUAUUCAGUUAAAAUCUCCACAACCCAAGUAACAACACGCUGUGACUGUGUAAGAAUAAGAAACAUUUUAUUUUAAAGGGACAGUCACCAGUUUUGUGGAGGUUGUUAUGGAGGUGGUCGAGCAUGUAACUACGGUCAUGUAGGCAAUAGCACAUAAAGGUUCCACAUUGAAUCCAUAUAUUUUUGUUUGGUUUUGGUUUCCAUGUGUUGUUGUCUAUCGCCAUGUCUCUAUUUAAUGUCUUUGAAUGUGUUUCUGAGUCACUGCAUCUCAUUUAGAAUAACAGAACUGUCUCUUUCUCCGUCCUCUGAUUUGACAUGGAGAGGGCUAAAGACAGUUCCAUCUCUCUUUUUCUAAGGACAGCUAUUUGUGAAGGUGGUGCUCUUAAGUGACUUUGGCCAUAAUCAUGUUAGUCUGUAUAUGCUGUAGAUAUAUAUCUUUAUAUAUAUAUAUAUAUAUAUAAGAGAGUGAUGUUUGAACAUAUUUUGUGUGUAAUGUACAAUAACUAUAUUUCUGCAUUGCCUGAAACAUGUUCCUAUUUUAAUGUAAUUGUAGAUAUCAAAGUGUUAAAUUACAAAACAAAUGGGAGGGAGGAUUUUUAAUUGUCGACUUCAUAUACCUUUACAUUUAAGGAAUCCUACUGAUGCACUUUUACUCCAAUGAAGGAUGCAAGAUGAGCUACAAUUUCAUUAGGGCAAGAAAUUAAAAGAUUUUGCAGCCAAAUGGUGGUAAAUUGUGGCAGUGGUCAGUAAAUCUGCCAAUGAGUCACCCUUGGUAGUUAACUAGCUUUUUUGGAGUUAUUUUAUAUUCUUACAAGCAAAAUAAGUUCUAACAAAUUAAAGUGGCAGGCAGAAUUGUUUAAUUAUUGACAUUUGACACACAAAAAUCAUUCUGGAAAGCUUCUGGGAAAGGGACAAACCAAAACUGCUUGACAGCACAAUCAUUCACCAUGCUAAUAGUCUGCACAGUCUGUAGUCUACCGAAGAAAGAUAUAUUCUGGCUUUGCAUUUUAGAGAUUAAAUGUACUUAAAGUUGCAGACAGAAGCUUCCUCAAAUUGAUUGACAAGUCUUUCAUUACAUGGACAAAAUCUGAUUUAUUAAUAUUUACAGAUGCUGUUAAAAGUUCAACAUUAGCAAUGUCUGUAAACACAGCAUAGAAGAGGCCUCUAUUUUCAAUUAACCUUUAAAUUACGAUCAGUUGACAAACAGACAAAAUACAAAAACUGUUUGUUUUUUUUAAAGUAAGGAUGGAGGGUUUAAAUGUUAGCACAGGGCUGCACAAUCAUGACCAAUGCUGUUCAUUUUGCAGUAAAGUUCUCCUGCUAUCACACAGAAACAGUUGGUUGACCUAAAAUAAGAAAAACUUAAAUUGAUGAUGGUAUAUCAUCAACCAUAAUAUGGUUAUAUUUUGUCCUGUAUCAUAUUUAGCUGUUGCAUAAAAACAUCAGCAGCAUGUGGCAGCUGUUCUCAUGUAACUGAUACAAAUGUGAAAAUUAUGAUUUUAAGGAGGUAAUUGUGCAGCCCUGAAGGCCAGUCAAUGUGGCAGCUGAAUGUUGAUGUAAACGAAUGUUUUUAAGAAUGUGUAAGAAUGAAAUAUUUAUGUCUUGCUAUUGUUUUGUUGCAACGGAGUGAGAGAGUAAUAGUUGGAACAUGUCUUAAGAUGGACUUAUUAAGGAUGUUGCCUGUGGAUUUGCUGAAAGAUGUCAACCCUUGCACCGCGCAAUGAAAGAGUCCUGUAAAUCAUUGUGUUCAGUUGAAAUCUGUAAUUGUUUAACACGGUUGAUAUGUUUUCUGUAUUUUGUUUGGGAAUGUUAAUUUGAAAAGAAGAAGAAAAACUUUAAUAUUUCUUCAGUUGUUUUCCCUUUAAUAGGGGUUCAUGAUCAUGUCUUAAUUUUCUGUUUUCUGUUUCUGAAGGUCAACAAGGCUUGGCGAUGGACUUUAUCCUUUACUGACUAACAGUACAUUUUAUUGUGUAUUUAUAAACACAUGCCAUCUGCUGGUUAAUAUUAACUGCAUUUGUAUUCAGUGCUUAUAGAUGAUUAUUGUAAUACUCAACUAUAGGCCAAGUAAGGGCUGCAGUUUUUUUUAUAGUGUACCGUGACAGUGUGUUGUUUUUAUUUUAGUUAAACAAGGCUGCAUUGUACUGAGAUUAUUGGAAGGUAACCUCUUGUACUUUCCCCAAAGAUAUGUAAUAUUUAAGUAAAGUUCAUAGCCACAUUAAAAAUGCCUGUUUGAA
Seriola aureovittata is the source of this 4480-nucleotide messenger RNA. Its product is annotated as F-box/LRR-repeat protein 3-like. Gene Ontology annotation, cellular component: SCF ubiquitin ligase complex. Bases 306 to 1610 code for a protein of 434 amino acids. Lineage: Eukaryota; Metazoa; Chordata; Actinopteri; Carangiformes; Carangidae. Gene Ontology annotation, molecular function: protein binding. The transcript has 6 exons. The record is from RefSeq and is a predicted model, not a curated record. Gene Ontology annotation, biological process: SCF-dependent proteasomal ubiquitin-dependent protein catabolic process; positive regulation of protein ubiquitination.